Gymnogyps californianus (California condor) is the source of this 651-nucleotide messenger RNA. RefSeq names its product olfactory receptor 1102-like. Gene Ontology annotation, molecular function: odorant binding; G protein-coupled receptor activity; olfactory receptor activity. Gene Ontology annotation, cellular component: membrane. The annotation marks the transcript as partial. The record is from RefSeq and is a predicted model, not a curated record. The transcript has a single exon. NCBI's taxonomy places the organism in Eukaryota, Metazoa, Chordata, Aves, Accipitriformes, Cathartidae. Gene Ontology annotation, biological process: sensory perception of smell; G protein-coupled receptor signaling pathway.
UUUUUUGCCGGCUGCAUCACCCAGCUUUUUUUUUUCAUAGCUUUUGGGACCACCGAGUGCUUCCUCCUGGCUGCGGUAGCGUACGACCGCUACACGGCCAUCUGCAAGCCCUUGCUUUACCUGUCCAUCAUGUCUCACAGGGUCUGCAUCCUGCUAGUGGCCGGUUCGUACGUGCUUGGCCUGCUGCACUCUUUGGUGCACGCGGACUUCACCUUCCGCCUGCCUUUCUGCUGGCCAGCCAAGGUCGACCAUUUCUACUGUGACCUCAUGCCUGUUCUAGCACUCUCCUGCUCCGACACCCAUGUCAACAGGCAUCUGAUAUUCGGCCUCGCAGGACUGGUGGAGAUGGUGACCAUCUUGGCCGUCCUGGUCUCCUAUGCCUUCAUCCUCUCUGCCAUCUCAAAGAUCAACUCUGUUAAGGGCCGGCACAAAGCCUUCUCCACUUGCACCUCUCACCUGGCUGGAGUCACCAUCUUCCACGGCUCUGUCCUUGCCCUGAACUUCCGACUGAGGUCCAGCGACACCCUGAGCACGGACAAGAUCUUUGCUGUGUUUUACUCGCUGGUGGUGCCCAUGCUGAACCCCCUGAUCUACAGCCUCAGGAACAGGGAGGUGAAGAACGCCCUGAGGGAGCUUGUCAUGUGGAAGUAA